Molecule: messenger RNA, 1426 nt
Organism: Ananas comosus (pineapple)
Lineage: Eukaryota; Viridiplantae; Streptophyta; Magnoliopsida; Poales; Bromeliaceae
Product: putative F-box/LRR-repeat protein 23
Exons: 2
Coding region: 260-1225 (321 amino acids)
Molecular function (GO): protein binding
Source: RefSeq, a predicted model, not a curated record
UGAUGUGUCCGCAUAAAACCUAUCAGCGGGUCGCAUGGGUUCUCCUUCCCGCCCAAAUCUUUCCACUCCGCAAUCGCCAUUUUUCUCCGUAACCCUAGGUUGCCCUAACCCACCCCCAAAACCCUAACCCUAACCAAACCCCGAACGAUCCAAAAACCCUAACCCCCAUCUCGAUCAAUUCCCCUCCCCUUACGCCUCCUGUGUCGCUCCAAAACCUAGGGUUUAUUUAGGGGGUGAGGGGGUGUUGUGCGGGGCGAUAAUGGAUCCGAACCCUAAUCCUCCUUCGGUGGAGGGGAGGAACUGGGCGGAGCUUUCCCCGGACGUGCUCUCGGUGAUCUUCGGGAAGAUCGGGGCCGUCGAGAUCCUGAUGGGGGCGGGGCGCGUGUGCCGCGGGUGGCGCCGCGUCGCGCGUGAGCCGCUGCUGUGGCGGCGCGUCGACAUGACCCACCUCGACCAUCUCGGUGAGGCGGAGAUGGAGGCGAUGGCGAGGUUGGCGGUGGACUGGAGCGCGGGGCGGAUGGAGGAGUUCUCGGCCGCGCGCUUUGGUAGCGACGAGCUUUUGCUGUACAUCGCGGAGAGGGCAAACUUGUUGAAAUCACUUUGCCUCGUAUCAUGCUACGACAUUUCCGAUGAAGGGUUGACUGAGAUGGUCAAGAGGUUCCCUUGCUUAGAGAAACUUGAGAUAAUAUUUGGUUCAUUCACCAUGAAAUUGUGUGAAUCCGUUGGUCAAGCAUGCCCACAGCUUAAACUAUUUAAACUGAACACUAAAGGGUCCUAUUACAUGUCAGACGAUGAAGAGGAACUCGAUAAUACCGACGACUGUGAUGCACUUGGAAUAGCCAAAACUAUGCAUGAGCUCCGUCAACUUCAACUCUUCGGUAACAAGGUAACUAAUGAAGGAUUAAAGGCCAUUCUUGAUAGCUGUCCUCACCUUGAGUCGCUCGAUAUACGCCGGUGUUUCAAUUUGAAUAUGGAUGCGAGCAUGAAGGCAAUGUGUUCGAGAAUAAGGAAUCUGAGGCUACCAGAGGAUUCUGCCGAUGACUAUGAGUACGAUGCUGCUGUUGGCCCCUUCGAUGAAGAUGACGAUGAUGAUAUCUUCUCAGAAAAUUCUGAGUUUGAUGAUAUGAUGUAUGACAAUGACUAUGACUACGAUUACAUUGAUUAUGACUACCAGCAUGGUAUUGGUGACGAUGAUGAUCACCUGAAUCUCUUUUUUCUACUCUGAAAUUAGUGGGCCUUUUUUCCUGUCGUAUAGAUGACCAAAAGCUCAUUUGUAAGUAGUGUUUGAUCUCCUAGCGGAGAAACUGCUUUUUUGGCAACUGUCUGCUUUUGCUCCUUUCUGGAUAGUGUUGAAUGGUUGAAGGCAUAAUUAUGCUUUGUAUGGACAUGUCUUGAAUGCUAUAGUAAGUUUAAACAUUUCUAUGUA